This is a messenger RNA of Chaetomium fimeti, 1302 nucleotides long. RefSeq names its product P-loop containing nucleoside triphosphate hydrolase protein. Lineage: Eukaryota; Fungi; Ascomycota; Sordariomycetes; Sordariales; Chaetomiaceae. Gene Ontology annotation, molecular function: ATP binding; ATP hydrolysis activity. Bases 228 to 1109 code for a protein of 293 amino acids. The record is from RefSeq and is a predicted model, not a curated record. The transcript has a single exon.
CAGCGCACUGCACCACCUGCCUGAUUUGUCAAGUCGGCUUAUGUCGCUGCGUUUAUAUCCGUGAUGUCAAUGUCCUGACUCAUCUUCAUUUUCACCCUUUUUUACCUCUCACCACCACCCUCUCUCUUUACCAACAACAACAACAAGAACAAGAAGCCAACUCACCUCUCUCACUCGCUCACCCACCCACCCACCCCGCAAACACACUCCACGCACUCUCACCCACCAUGGCCCAACAACCCCCGCCCCCGCCCACCAUCUCGACCCACGACCUCACCUACACCUUCCAGGACCACUCCACCGGCAUCUCCCACAUCUCCCUCGCCCUGCCCGCCCGCUCCCGCACCCUGCUCAUCGGCGCCAACGGCGCCGGCAAGACUACCUUACUGCGCCUGCUCGCCGGCAAGCGCCUCGCGCCCUCGGGCGCCAUCCAAGUCGGCGGGGUCGACCCCUUCAAGGAGACGGUCGAGGGGGUGACCUAUCUGGGGCUGGAGUGGGUUCUAAAUGCGAUCGUGCGGACGGAUAUCGGGGUGGGGGAGCUGUUGCGGAGUGUGGGCGGGGAUGUGUAUGCCGAGAGGAGGGAUGAGUUGCUGGCGGUGCUGGAUAUUGAUACGAAGUGGAGGAUGCAUGCGGUUUCGGAUGGGGAGCGGAGAAGGGUGCAGCUGGCGAUGGGGCUGAUCAGGCCGUGGAGGGUGUUGUUGCUGGAUGAGAUUACGGUGGAUUUGGAUGUGUGGAGCCGGGCGCAGUUUUUGGGGUUUUUGAGGCGGGAGACGGAGGCGAGGGAGUGUACGGUCGUGUAUGCGACGCAUAUACUGGAUAAUUUGGCCGGGUGGCCGACGCAUCUGGUGCAUAUGCAUCUUGGGGCGGUCAAGGCGUGGGGGCCGGCGGAGGAGAUGUUGAAGGAGGUGGAGAAGAAGGAUCCGGAGGAGGGAGAUGGGAUUGUGGGCAUGGCGGGGAACAGUAAGUUGGGGGAGCUGGUGUUGAGGUGGCUGAGGGAUGAUUUGCGCGAGAGGGGCCCGAGGAGCCAGCAUAAACGGGGACCGGAGGGCUGGACGUACAGCGUGACGGGGCUGGGUGGGUAUGGGUUUGAGCCGAAGGGGGGGAAGUAGUAGCAGGCACGAGGAUGCACUCUUGACGGUUGGCUUGGCGAUGCUUGAUGGGGAUGUGAGGAUGGUUUAACAUGAUACCCGGGCGGCAUUUAACAUGGGUUUACGGCACGGCAUGGAGUUCAAAAACGCAUCUUGCGGUACGGUACAUCAACUGGUAGACAGUCAAUAUCAACAUGAUUGUCCAUUGAUCGAC